This is a messenger RNA of Xenopus tropicalis (tropical clawed frog), 738 nucleotides long. RefSeq names its product protein kinase C delta type. The record is from RefSeq and is a predicted model, not a curated record. Gene Ontology annotation, molecular function: protein serine/threonine kinase activity; protein kinase activity; kinase activity. NCBI's taxonomy places the organism in Eukaryota, Metazoa, Chordata, Amphibia, Anura, Pipidae. Bases 1 to 738 code for a protein of 245 amino acids. The transcript has 6 exons.
AUGGAGGCCCGGAUCUUGAAGAUCGCCAGAGGGUGCCCCUUCCUGUGUCACUCCCAUGCCACAUUCCAGUCCGAGGUUCAAGCCUUCUUUGUGCUCGAGUAUGCCGGUGGGGGAACGCUGCACAGGAUGAUUACCAAUCAAGGAAAUCUACCAAUGAAGACCAUCAAGAUCUACACUGCAGAGAUGGUGAUUGCCCUCCAGUUUCUGCACUCCAAUGGCAUUAUUCAUCGUGAUCUCAAGCCGGAAAACAUCUUGGUGGAUAACGACGGACACAUUAAGAUCUGCGACUUCGGCAUCGCUGCUGAAGAAAUGUUCGUCGGAAUGGAGAUCAGUGGAUUGGGAGGAACACCCGGAUACCGUGCGCCGGAGAUUUUGUCAUUGGAGAAGUACGACGCUGGAGUGGACUGGUGGUCAUUCGGUGUCAUCAUGUACGAAAUGGCCACUGGCAGGCAGCCGUUUAUCCCAUCACUUGUUCCUGCUCGGGAGUUUUUUGAAAUCAAGCGGACAAAGCUGGAUUUCCCAAGUCACAUGAGCCAGGAAAUGCUGGACCUUCUGCCAAAGCUUCUGGAGAUGGACAAAAACAAACGUUUAGGAGUAAAUGGAAACAUCAGGGAGCACCCAUUCUAUAGCGGAAUCAACUGGAGUGAGCUGGAAAGCAGAACAAUGCAGACACCUUUCAAGCCCAAAAUUGUAAGUACAUGCCUACCCCAAGCAAUGGUACGUCUCUCCCCACAUUAG